Brassica oleracea var. oleracea is the source of this 1263-nucleotide messenger RNA. Its product is annotated as agamous-like MADS-box protein AGL97. The transcript has 4 exons. NCBI's taxonomy places the organism in Eukaryota, Viridiplantae, Streptophyta, Magnoliopsida, Brassicales, Brassicaceae. The coding region runs from base 1 to 1263 and encodes 420 amino acids. Gene Ontology annotation, molecular function: protein dimerization activity; DNA-binding transcription factor activity, RNA polymerase II-specific; RNA polymerase II cis-regulatory region sequence-specific DNA binding. The record is from RefSeq and is a predicted model, not a curated record. Gene Ontology annotation, biological process: regulation of transcription by RNA polymerase II.
AUGAUCUUAGAUAAGGUUGCUAAUGGGAUUGUUGCUGAAUCUCCAGAAAAGCUGUUGAAUGGAAGCUGGGAUGAAAUUGUAUUAUCUGAUCUGAUUGGCAAAAACUUCACAUUUGGAGUAUAUGUUGAGAAAGAGAAUGUCGCGUAUGGUGCUGAAAUUUAUAAAGUUGGGAAAAUCUAUAAAGAGAGAAUGACUUGCGUUCCUGAUGCAAUAACUCACUGUCAAUCUGAUAAGCAUUUGGAAAUUACUAGUGGUGAUGAGGAUUCUAUCUACUUAAGUGAAAGUCAAGAAACCGCGGAUGCUGUUUCUACACCAUCAAUUAAGAGAAAAGAAGACGAGACUAUUGAUCAGGGUGACCUCAGUUCAACAUCCAAGAAACCAUGCACACGGUCGAUCAAGAUUGAGAUGGUGGAAGAGGCUAAUAAGAAACAAACUCUCUCUCGACUCUUGUCUCAAUUAGGGUUUCGUUUGUUCGUGGAAAAAAAGAAAAGAAUGGUGAAAGGAGGUACGAAGAGGAAGCCUGAGAUGAAGAAGAUCACAAACAAAGCUUCGCGUGCCACAACUUUUUCGAAACGCAGAGACGGUCUCUACAGUAAAGCGGCUCAGCUUUGUGUUCUCUCCGACGCUCAAAUCGCUAUCUUAGCGACACCGUCUUCUUCGAACUCCAACGCUUCUUUCUUCUCGUUUGGUCACUUCUCCGUUGAGUCCGUCGUCUCGGCUUAUCUCUCCGGACAGAGACUUACUCCUGUUUCAUCAUCGCGUGACACGAGAGAAGACCUCGGUAUAUGCAUGGCUCGCAAGGAUCUAGGGUUAGGGUUUUGGUGGGAGGACGACAAGCUUGUCAACUCGAAGAAUCCGAAAGAGCUUAUGGAAGCGAUGGAGUCCAUGGAAGUACUAAUGAGCCAUCUCAAGCGAUUGGAGGAUCAAACCCUAACAACAACGGUCGACGAGGACAAGGUUGAGAUUUCACCUGACUUGGAUGAAUGGAGCGAUAUGGACCUUAAUCAACUCCUCGAAGACUGUGAUGAUGUACCAGUACCACCACCUGUUGUUUGCAACACUGACAAAGAAGACGAGGGUCAGAACGUAUCUGAGAAAACCUGCAACAACAACAGCAACUCUGUCUCAUCAUCAUUACCGGCUGCAGCUGAAAAAAGCUUGGAAGAAGCGACGAUGGAUCUUGAUUUCGAUAGUAUUUUUGAAGGUUUGAUAUCCUAUGAUGAUGAGGAUCUCUUCUGGUCUGAUGAGUUAUUGUCCAUGUAA